GGCUACGCCCUUUGAGACGCCGCGCAACACGCUCUCGCCGCAAGUGACGCCCUCGGGUCGUCGGCGCAGGUCUUUGGCGCACUGGCAGGGCCCUCGGGCUCGAUGCCGCCGCCGCCGCUGCCGCACACUGCCUCGGGGCUCAAGCACAUCAAGCCGCCGUCGCGCAGCAGCACCAUCUCCUCUGCUUCUGGCGCGCCCAUUGGUCGCAUCGGCGCCAGCGGCGAGCCGCUAAGCCCCUCGUCGCCGACGACCAUGCUGGCGCCGAACCUGCUGCGGCCUGGCACUGAGCGGCUGGGCCUUGCGCCGCUGCCGCCCGUGACGAAGCCGCCGGCAACGCACGACCGCCCGGGCCUGUAUCAGCAAAAGUCGCGCUCGCUCAUCGACCUCUCCGGCCCGCUGCGCCGCGAGUUCUCGCCAUCGUCGUCGCGCGUGCAGUCGCCAGCUCGCACGCCCAUCGCGCAGCAGCCGAGCGCCGGCGCUCUGCUGUCUCCGGCCGGCAAGGAGGACGCCGACGUGGCGCUGAACAUGCGGCGCCGGCGCUCCAUGUUCGAGGUUGGCGCCGCGCCGCCGCCGUACUCGAUCAUCCACCGCCGGCCCGAGGGUCCGCAGGUCAUCUUCCCGCGCGAAGAGGAGGGCCGCGAGCGCCUGCCGGGCUACUUCUGCGGCGUGCACAUCGAGGGCUACCUGCCGCGCAAGAUGGAGUUCUCGGCGCCCGGCGUGCAGGCCAAGGACCGCAGCUGGCGGCGCCUCUACUUUGUGCUGCACGGCACCAGUCUGCGCGUGUACAAGAACGACCUCUCGGGCUCGGCGCUGCCGAGCAAGGGCGUCUGGGGCAGCAUGAGCGGCACGCACGUGCAUCUCGAGCCCAUGAACGCCGCCACGCCCGUGCAGACCAAGGACGGCCCGGCUGUGGCGCCGAGCAGCUCCAGCAGUGGCGGCAGUGUGCUGGCCAACGGCAUCACGCCCAAGGCCGUCGUGGCGCAGAUCGUGCACUCCUCGAGCGAGGCGCGCCACCUGGGCAGCGGCGGUGCACCGCCGACGCCGGCGCGCAACUACACGCUGCAGGGCGCCGAGUCGGGCCUGGCCGCCGACUACCUCAAGCGCCGCCAUGUGGUGCGCGUGCGCCUCGAGGGCGAGCAGUUCCUGCUCCAGACGCGCAAUGACCGCCACGUCGUCGACUGGAUCGAGGCUCUGCAGGCCAGCACCAACGUGGCGCUUGACUUGGAGAAGCGCUGCCCAAGUUCAUCACCCUCCCGCGCCGCCGCCGCCGCCGUCGCGUCCAGGGCCAGGCCGAUCCGGAGGAGGAGCGCGCGCGGCAGGCCGAGGAGGCCGACCUGGCCGAGGCGCAGCGGCGCUCGAUGCGCGAUGCCGGCCGCGGCAGCAGUGGCCGCGCCUCCGAGUCCAGCACGCCGGCGCCCUCGAGCGCCUUCGACGAGAUGCUGCGCGAGGAACACGCACACAUGCAGCGCGUCGAGGCGAGCGACAUCUGAGCGGGCACGCACGCAUAGACGCACGCACACACACACCACACUCCUUGGCCCCCCCUCUCAUCCUCAAGACCUUUGCUCUGCUUAUCUCAGAGCCAUACGCUCCGCAGCAUCCAGCAUUCCCCCUCUCCCACACUCUGCUCCCUCUUCGCUCUCGCACAAAUGCCCCACAAAAGCACGUUCUGCUCCGCCGUCGUGGCCCCACACUCCAUCCUGUCCUAUAUAUCGCCUUGCCCUGCUCGCUCGCUAUGCCCGAGCCUGCGUCACUGAUCAUUUACAUCUGCCCCUCCCGUGCUGCUCUGGUGGAAUGCUGCUGCUACCGCAGACGUGCCGAUCGUCGGCGCGGCUCUGCCUCUGCGCUCGCUUCGGCGCCCUCGGACGAUGGCGGCGCCUUGCGCUUCUGAGCGUGCCGCUUGUCUGCGCCUGCCUUGCUCUCGCUCGAGCCGCCGUGCUUCGCUGCGCCGCCUGCUGUGCUGCUCGCCUUGGCCUUGACGUCUUGCGAUGCCGUCGUCUGCUCCUUCACGAGUGCGUCCUUCGCCUCGGGUGCCGGCGCAGCCACGACGUCUGGCGCGAGCUUGCGCCCCGCGACGAGGGCGUACGCGGCGCGCUCGAGCUCCUCGAGCCCCAGCUGCGUGUCUGCGACGCGGCUCAGCAUGGCGGAGCUGUAUGUCUGGGCGUGCGGGAACGUGUACUUGUGCUCGAGGCCCAUGCAGGUGAGGCCUUCGUCGCUCAUAAACGCAAAGUGCCGCGGCGCGUACGCCGCCAUGAGGGCCGUGGCGGUGGCGGCGCCGACGCCCUUGAGCGGCUUCCAGGCCUCGAGCACCGCCUUGAUCUCGCGCGGCUGCAGCUGCUGCUGCUUGUUGUGCUUGAGAUGCGACUGAUGCAGCGCAAAGGCAUGCUCCGACACUCUGCGCACCUCGUCGGCCGCAUUGGAGGCGAUGAGGUCCUCGAGGCGCGGGCGCCAGGUGCCGCGCUGCGCACCGAGCGAGGUCAGCGCUAGUGCACAGGGCAGGCGAGGCAGCACACACGCACCGCGAGCUUCCACUGCAUCAGCUGCUGCAGCUCCUCCUUUGUGACGUGCGCCGUGC
Messenger RNA from Tilletiopsis washingtonensis, 2575 nucleotides. RefSeq lists its product as hypothetical. The coding region runs from base 103 to 2487 and encodes 794 amino acids. The transcript is spliced from 3 exons. The record is from RefSeq and is a predicted model, not a curated record. Lineage: Eukaryota; Fungi; Basidiomycota; Exobasidiomycetes; Entylomatales.